Drosophila persimilis is the source of this 600-nucleotide messenger RNA. RefSeq lists its product as uncharacterized. Bases 1 to 600 code for a protein of 199 amino acids. The record is from RefSeq and is a predicted model, not a curated record. The transcript is spliced from 3 exons. NCBI's taxonomy places the organism in Eukaryota, Metazoa, Arthropoda, Insecta, Diptera, Drosophilidae. Gene Ontology annotation, molecular function: odorant binding.
AUGAAGCCUACAGUUCUAUUGACUUUCGCCUGCCUGAUCUGGUUCGCCAGUGGCAUUAGCAUUGACUGCGAAAAUCCCGAGGCCAUCAACGAGGAGCACAUUCACUACUGUUGCAAGCAUCCCGACGGACACAAUGACAUCAUCGAGAAGUGCGCCAAGGAGACGGGAUUCCAGCUGCCCAGCCAGACCGAGGAGGCGAUGGUGGACAUCACAGCGGAUCGGGCCAUUCGAGGCACCUGCUUUGGCAAGUGUGUCUUUGGCAGUCUGAACUUCAUGAAAGGUGAAGAGUUGGACAUGGAGGCGGUGCGCAAUUACUUCAGCUCCAAGUUUGCCGAUGAUUCGGAGUACGCCAAGGAAAUGAUCAGCGCCUUUGACCACUGUCAUGGCAAGAGUGAGGAAAACACCUCCAAGUUCCUGUCGAAGCCCAUCUUCCGCCAGAUGUCCCAUCAAUUCUGUGAGCCCAAGUCGAGUGUGGUAUUGGCCUGCGUGAUCAGACAGUUCUUCCACAACUGCCCAGCCGAUCGUUGGUACAAGACCAAGGAGUGUGAGGAUACUCUAGCGUUCAGCAAGAAAUGUCAUGAUUCUUUGGCCACUCUUUAA